Messenger RNA from Ostrea edulis (European flat oyster), 3107 nucleotides. RefSeq lists its product as uncharacterized. The record is from RefSeq and is a predicted model, not a curated record. The transcript is spliced from 12 exons. NCBI's taxonomy places the organism in Eukaryota, Metazoa, Mollusca, Bivalvia, Ostreida, Ostreidae. Bases 1270 to 3009 code for a protein of 579 amino acids.
AGCCAAUAACUCCAUGUCAUCAACAUCUUCCGUCCCAACGAACAGUGCCAGUUUGGCCAAAGCUGAACGUCAAGUAAAGAUCCCUAUACAAACAGUUGACUGCAGAGAACUCUCAUGAGAAGUUUGACGAACGGCGGGUUACAGUUCUAAAGUCACAGAUAAUUCAGCUCGAAAGACAGGUAUAACAGUGUAAACAUACAUUAUAAAAUCUUUCACUGAUAUAGAAACAUCAGCAGAGUUAGGUAAAGUGCCACAAAUUUUGAUUCAUAUUAUGCUGAGUGCUCACAGGAACAGUUCCUUUUAAUGUUUCAGAUCUGUUAUGUCUCCUGCACUUAAAGCAAGCCCUCUACAGACUGGGCUAAUGCAGCACUCAAAUGAAGGGUGUUAUUCCAAUUAUUAUAAUAGAAACCCAGAGUUUGGCUGGAAAUGUUAACGUAUGAAGGUUCUGGUUGUCUGUUUGUGACAUUGAUAUUGGGAUAACAGGCCGACUAACGUGUGCAUUUUGUAUACAGUAGUGUUAUUCACUGCUAUACUAUGAACUAUUAUUGGAUACACCCUACUGAGUCAAUGAUUGUUUGUUCUUAUUUGUGGAACAAAUACAGUCAAACCUUGUUAUCUCAAACAUGAUGGGGCUAAGAAAAAACUUUAAAGCUAGAUGUGCUGUAUUGUUUGGAUAUUAUCAGAGGAAUAAAAAGCAUGUAUUUUAUAUCAAGCUAUAUAAGUUAUACACUUUCUGCAAAUUAUGUAAUUUAACUCAAUUGGAUUAAAUAUUAAUCAAGCUAAUUUCCUACUUAAUUAUGUAUUCUCAGAGUCGGAUAGUGAAUGCCCCAUUUUGAAAUAUUUAUUAUCAAGUGACAUUGCACGCAGAAUUUCGAAAGUAAACAACUAAAAGGCCUGAAAAUAUGUAUGGCCUGCAGGCUGUUGACAGGACACAUUUAGCGAUACAGACAGUCAGACGGAAAACAGGGUAUAGAAAACCGCUUUGAGCAAUAGAAAGGGAGUUAAAUUUAUGUUUAAUGUGAAAUACCAUUCAAGAUGACUAUAUACUGUAACUCCCACGAUGUUUCUAAUGAUAUUUUCCUCGCACACAUGCACACAACCACCAUAAACAUCACUCCCUCAUAGAUAUGCACUAGAAAAUCAUCAUUUUCUCCUUACAUUCAGUAGACUAGUACAUGUAUUAAAUUUAUAUAUGAGAUGAAGUCAAUGAAUCUACCAUUUAUGACUCAGAUAAUCAUUGUUCUUAUCUGAUAUUUCUAGAUUUUGUUGAUGUCCGAGACAAUUGGAAAUAGAACAUUCACAUUGACGGAAGUAGAAAAUGCCCUAAUACAAAUCACAGACAAAUGGAGGUACUACAUAGGGUUAGAGGUCAAAGGUCCAGAGGUCAGUGUUCCAAGAUCAGAAUUAACCCAGAUGGUUCAUGUUGCUGAGUCUGCAAGAAUCAAAUUGCACAAGAACUUGCAGAUCUCAUCACAUGAAAAGAUGUUUCAACCAUUUUUGUGCAUGAGUGAUUUUCUCAAGCCUCAGAUGGAAGAGGAAAUGACUUUAUUUGAUGUUGCCUCUGGAAAGCUUGAUCACCUUAACUUGAAACAAGUGACUAAGUUGGAAACAAAGUUGGCAUCACUAUACAGGGAGAUGAUUCACUUACACGAAAUUCUGGAGCCUGACAUGGAAGAAAAGCAAGAUGUCAAAGAAGAACAAGUGACAUCCUCUAGUCACAUAGCAUCCGCCGUCAGGAACCGAUUCAAAACGCGUUUGUUGAAAUCCUGUGCAAUGGUGAAGGAUUGCUGCGGCGAUUUGCUGUCUCUCUCCCUCUUAUAUCCAUGUGCACCCUGGCCUCCUUUGAAAAAAAGCGCCAUCAAAGAUGUUACAGCAGUACAUGUGAUGAAGUCAUUUCCGCCAUUACCGAAAUCCAAAUCCGCUGAUGUACAAUCUGUUGUAGAGGCUCUUGUUAGGACGUUUAAUUACAAGAAUCAAAUGACCCAGCAGGAAAUAAAGUGUCUGCGAGAUGAAGUGAAAUUUCACAAGUCUGUUUAUGACUUGCAGCUGUCUUAUAUCCAGUCUUUGUUUUCUGUUAUAAGGGAUGGAUACAGAUCGUUCCAGACCUCCUGUCAUGAAAUUAUAGCAAAUCCUUUCCAAGAAGUGUUAGAAGCUUACACACAGUUCAAAGAAGAGGCUAGUGAAGAUGGAUUUAAAACUUUUAUACUAAAGUUUGAUAAAUGCUACGAGAAGGUUGAUCAUGCUGUUUCUCAGAUUUGUGUCUCGGAGGGUGAAGAGUUUUCAGAAUUUGGAGAAACAUUUCUGAGGGACUUGGAUAAAAAGAUCAGCCAUCGUCAAAAUGUGCGCGAUAAGGCUUCGAGAGAAAGAGAGGAAUUACGAGCAGAACAAGAAAGGCUUGAAAACGAACUUCGAUCUUUUCUAGACGAGCAAGAACUGAAAUAUAAAGAAUAUUUUAAAACGGAACCGGAACCUGAGGCCAUUCCACCUGCUAAAGACGAGGUUGUGAUUUUUAUGAAACCAUCGGACAUUUCUUCAGUACAGAAACAGAACAACGUGGUUGUAGUUGAAUCAGACAUGGCCGAUUUAAAUCUGAAUGCGGAUCGAAAUUCGAAUCUCGAAUCGGACAGAAAAACGAAAUCUAGGAACAGCAUGCAUUCGCACAGAGAAUUCGAGUCCAGUAAAGUGAACGAAUCCCACUCGGAUUCAAAAGACGAUAUUACUGUGACUAGUGAAUCUCCAGCAUUGCCUCCACAGGGAAAGGGGUCUAAAAAGACCAAAAAAUUAGUACCCAGUGCUUUUGUACCAAAUAGAACUCUUCAUUUACGGAGGUCAGGAAGUUUAAGUAGUAUUGACAAAUCUGUUUUACCUAACGGGAAACUGAGGCCGAUAGAGACCGAAAAGGAGAAGAGUUUCGCGACAGAUACCAAGAAGGCGGAAGGAACUACAUCUGUUAAAGAACAUCCAAAAAAGAACCGCUCUUCCUCGAGCAAAAGGACUCCUUUUUAUUAAACUAGAUAUGAGUCAUUGCAUUUACUUCAUGUAUGUGACAUGCAUUUUUAAAGAAAGAAAAAACUGACCUACUUACUACCAUUAAAAUGUCAAAAUUG